Caretta caretta (loggerhead turtle) is the source of this 1668-nucleotide messenger RNA. RefSeq names its product potassium calcium-activated channel subfamily M regulatory beta subunit 1 (gene KCNMB1). Gene Ontology annotation, molecular function: calcium-activated potassium channel activity; potassium channel regulator activity. The record is from RefSeq and is a predicted model, not a curated record. Gene Ontology annotation, biological process: detection of calcium ion; potassium ion transport. Gene Ontology annotation, cellular component: voltage-gated potassium channel complex; membrane. Lineage: Eukaryota; Metazoa; Chordata; Testudines; Cheloniidae.
UAAGCUCAGAGUUCAGCCACAGCAAAACAAACCCAGAGGAGUCCUGGAAGGGAAAGCUUUUAACUCUAGGUUUUGCUGUUUCAUCACUGGUGUGGAAAGGUUUUCACCUACCAGGAUCAGUUAAACAACAGAAACUAUGUCAUGAGCUAAAGACUCUGAAAAAGCAGCAUCUGCCAGUGACUGUAAGUACCACUGAGAAAGUUUUGCCUUAGGAAUGUGUGGGACAGCCUUUGGGAAGAAACAGCUUUUAUAAAUAUACAGGACCGCUUCUGGACACACAGCUAACUUUUAAGAACAAGAAAUUUCAGAAUCCAUAACACUAAAUCAUGUUGGGGAAAAAAUUGGUGACUGCACAGAAGCGAGGGGAGACCAGGGCACUGUGCCUGGGACUAGGAAUGGUUGCAUGCUCAGUGAUGAUGUACUUUUUUGUUGGGAUCACAAUUAUGCCAUCCUACGUGAACAGUGUUUGGACCAAAGAAACUACGUGCAAACUGCUCAAAACCAACAUCAAGGACAAAGUCCAGUGUUCGUUCAACAAUGGUGAAGGCGAUGAAAACAUUUUCCAGUAUCCUUGUCUAGAGGUGUUGGUUGAUUUGAACUUCUCAGGACAAGAGGUUAUGCUCUAUCAUACCGAAGAAACACAAGAAAGAAAUCCCAAGUGCUCCUAUAUUCCACAAAACUUGAAGAACGACAAAGAAGUUAAAACGCUAAUAGAAAGCGCCGCAGAAAAUUUCCGAAAGCAUCAGACUUUCCCUUGUUAUUAUGACCCAGAACAAAGACAGACAAGUGUCAUUUUAAUAAGGCUAUAUCCUCCAAAGGGCCUUUUCUUCGCUUUCCUCUGGCCUUCCCUUAUGUUGACUGGUGGAGUUCUGAUUAUCAUCAUGGUGAAAGUCAGUCAAUAUAUUUCUGUACUUUCUGCUUGGCAAUACAAAACAAACAUAUAAUGUUCCACAACAAAACAAGCUGAAGUUCCUUUUCCCCCACACUCUGCCUUCUCAGUCUGUACUUCGUAAUUCUUAAAAUGUACCAGGUUCAGUGGUCAGAGUUCUAGAGAAGAGAUAUGUUGUCUGAGUUUAGAUACCAUAUAUUACCAUGGGACUUCUCUGAUGCCUACACUGAUGGCCUGUUCCCUGAAAAUGACCGUUGCUCUCCAUUCAGUUUCCAAUUCACUGCGGUAUACAAUGUGAAUCCAAAGUACUCCAUGUGUAUUGUGUUUGACUAGCACUCUUGACAUGGAUAGCACAGGUAGGGUUGCCAACUUUUUAAUUGCACAAAACUGAAGACCCUUGCCCCGUUUCUUCCACAAGGCUCCGCCUCUGCCCCUUCUCUGAGGCCCCACCCCCCACUCACUCCAGUCCCCUCCCUCUGUCACUCGUUCUCUCCCACCCUCACUUACAUUGGCUGGGGCAGUGGUUGGAGUGCGGGAGGGAGUAAUGGCUCCAGCUGUGGAUGCAGGCUCUGAGCAGAAAUAAGGGGUUCAGGGUGCAGGAGGGGGCUCAGGGCUGGAGCGGUGUAGGCUCCAGCUGGUGGUGUUUGCUCUGGGGUGGAGCAAUGGAUGAGGUUGGGAGUGUGCUCAGGGCUGGGGAAGAGGGUUGUAGUGCAGGAGAGGAUGCAGGAUGUGAGCUCUGGGAGGGGGCUCAGAGCUAGGAUAGGGGUGCGGAAGGGAGU